Synchiropus splendidus (mandarinfish) is the source of this 4162-nucleotide messenger RNA. Its product is annotated as epidermal growth factor receptor kinase substrate 8-like protein 1. Gene Ontology annotation, cellular component: vesicle; ruffle membrane; plasma membrane. Gene Ontology annotation, molecular function: actin binding. Gene Ontology annotation, biological process: Rho protein signal transduction; positive regulation of ruffle assembly; regulation of Rho protein signal transduction. The transcript has 20 exons. NCBI's taxonomy places the organism in Eukaryota, Metazoa, Chordata, Actinopteri, Syngnathiformes, Callionymidae. The coding region runs from base 1639 to 3624 and encodes 661 amino acids. The record is from RefSeq and is a predicted model, not a curated record.
UUUAAUGCAGACGGAAUCACUGAAGGAAACGAUACAUGAUGCAAUACUGACCGCACUCUUUCUUUCCUCCAACAGUGAAUACGUUUACAGGUGGCUCCUUGCCAGAAAAUAAGAGCGAGCAGGAAUAAAAGUGAGUAACACAAAGUAAUGGGUGUCUCUUACUACUUUCUCAUAAAAAAAGGUCGCACUGACAUAGCGAUGCCCUGGUCAUAUACACGCACAAGCACCCACGCGCAGGCAAACACACGCUGGCUGCCACGUAUGCCUGCUGCAUGACGCCAGAAGAAAGGCAAGCGCUGCUUUUUAAAGGUUAUCUCUCACUCCACUGUAUGAGAUAUUAAAGAUAUAAAUACCUUUGGUCAGCUUGUGGGGUUUUACAGGGAAGCAAGUUUUGAUGCCCAAAAGGAAACGUGAAGAGCAACUCCGGCUGCCGCUUCUGCCAACUCCGCCUAUUUGUACGGCCAGAGAUCCACCAGGAGGCUUGUCCUGCUCCCAGUUUGUUGUGAAAUGCGACACCUCUAGGUCUACGAUUAUUGUCAAGCAACAUCGUAGGGAACAAAUAUUAAAUAUUACAAUACUAAUAUUUGUUUAUUUACGGUUGAUACUUGGUAACCAUGGUGUUUUUAGAGAGAACUUCCGGUGUCUAUACCAGGGUAAAAUCUCAGACACUGAUCAAUACCCUAUCAUGAUUCAUUACUGGCUAAAAUACGGCGAAUACACAUAUGAUUGAGAAGACAAUGAUAAAGCCAUGUCGUACACAAAAACAUUGUUCUCUGGCUUUAUGGACUGGAGACCUUUCCAGGGUGUCCUUCACCUCUCAUCCCAUGGCGCUAGGACUCUCUUAAGAGAAUAAGGGGGAGGUAGAAGGUAUAUGCAAAUAAUUAAACAAAAACUUCAAAUGUGUGCAGAUUCGAACGAUAUGGAUGAAAAAAAUGAAUAAAAGUGGUUGAAUAAUAAUAAUAGUAAUAAUGCGAUGAGUGCUUAACCCUGGAUCUCGAUGUAAUGAGUAGCAAAGUGAAUUGUCUUCUGUUUACUUUCUAUUGGGGUCAUCGGGGGCAGGAGUCUAUCCCAGCUACCCAGAACAAAUACAGUCAAAUACAUUAACAUUAUGCAGUUUGGCUAGGCUUAUUUCACUCUUCACAACUAGCUCCAGUUACAGCAGCUACAUUGAGGAAAAAGUACAAGAGGAAAUCACAGAACAUUGAGUAUCUGAAGUAGUUGAACAGAUGAGGUCAUCAGUACUUGUGAUCUGAAUCUCUGGGUAUUCUCCGCCUGCUGUCAGUAUCUGGGAGCAGAGAGUGGGUGGUCCUCAGGGCGGGAGCGUUCACUGCCACACCUCUAAUCUGUGAGGACAAUCUCUCAUUACCAAGAGUGAGGCAGUGAGGAGUGACAUACCUGUUGCUACGCUGAGACUUAUCAAAACACAGCUGAACGAGCAGUCGACAUCGUGCAAGUUUAACACGGCCAGGUGUGAAUGAUACUGUGUCCACAACUGAUACCAGUGACUCCAGUAUUGAUGGUCUGCGGGGAGCUCAGCGAUUGAAUACAUUACACUGUGGUCGGACUGGUUUGGUGGCUGACUUCCACAGGGACUGAAUCAGGACUAGCCAGCAGAUAAAAGCAGGGAGCAGUGGAUGAAUGAUGACCAACGGUGCGCAGUAUCUGGUCAAUCACCUUCUGACCUUCUCCCUCCAAGGAGGGGAGGUCCAGAGCGUGGAGGAGGCCCAGGCACGCCUAACCUACCUGGCUAACAACAAGAAGUUAUGGAUUCAGCAGAUGAUUCUGGACGUCAACUCAUACGCUGUUCUACUGCGAGAUUUUCAGAGCCAGGAUGAACUGGAGAGAUACGCUCUCAAAUCCAUCUUCCGCUGUGAGUCCAUCACGACAGAGAAACACUUCCCUUCCCUCCUGCUGCUCGUCUGUCAGGCAGUCAAUCAGACCAAGCCGGAUAUUCACUUCUUCAGUUGUGAAACAGUGAAGGCCGAACACAUCUGUGACGACAUCACACGGACGGUUUCGGGUUCGGCAAGCGGCCGGGCCAAACAGAUGCCUGAUCCUCUGAGGCUCCCUCCAGCAGAGAUCAUGGAUCCUUACAAUAUCCCAAGUCCACCAAUCCCACAUGCUCCCAAUCCUCCACCAGUUAACCCCCCUCCGUACCCCGGCCUCAGAGCCAAUGGAGGACCAGAUAUUUCUUUCCUGCGAGCGGAAAGAGAAGUGGGGAUCCUCAAUCACUGCUUUGACGACAUCGAGAGUUUCAUGUCCAAGCUGCAGCAGACCGCCGAGGCUGCCACCAUGCUCAGCCAGAGGAAGAAGAAGAAGAAGAAGAGCAAGAAGCAGGCAGCCGAGGAGGAUCUACUGACAGCCAAGGCCCGCCCCCCACCAGAAGCGGAGUUUAUUGAUAUCUUCCAGAAAUUCAAAUAUUGCUUCAGCCUGCUGGCUCGCUUGAAGUCGACCAUUUCCAACCCUUCAUCAGAGGAACUGGUUCAUCACGUGUUCAAACCCCUCCACAUGAUGGUCAACACCACAAGUGGACCUGCUCUGGGGGCGUCCGUGUCCAGCCCUGCCAUGACCUCCUCUGCUGUGACGCUGCUGCAAGACAAUCUGACCGAGGCAGAGCGACAACUGUGGACAUCUCUUGGUCCUAACUGGACACAGCCCCGCUCUCAGCUCAGAGGGCCUGUAGCACCGUACACGCCUGUGUUCUUGGAUGGCUGGAAGCCAGAAGCUGUGAGGGCAGACGGGCAGGUUUGGGAGGAUCCCGUCGAGUCACAACACAAACACGAAGCUCUACAACUAAAACGAGAGCAAGAGCCACCACAGAUCAUUACACCAGCAGAUAGUCACUUAGAUCACAUAGACGGGAAAACAAACACUCCAGAGCCAGACAGACUCUACACCUGCAGUUACGACUUCAUCGCCAGGAACAGCAGCGAGCUCUCAGUGCAACAGGGCGAGACACUGGAGGUGAUUGAAUCCUCCAAGCGAUGGUGGAAGUGUCGUAACCGCUUCAACCAGGUCGGCUUCGUUCCCUUCAACAUCCUGGAACCUCUUGCUCACGUAGACAGCCCCGUCACCAACAGCCGACCCCCGAGUGCCCCAGCUCCACCUCCUCUAGCAAAGACUCUCUCAGUGGUCCCGCCCAGUCCUCCGACUCUGCCAUUGGCCUCUUCGCCUCAACGCCCUCGCAGCUUACCGGCCUACAACCUGCAGCCUCCUGCUGCAGAGGAAACAGAUAAAGUCAUGAUGGUGAACGAUGAGCUGCUCCAGAGGCUGACCAAUGGAAAGGCUAAUCUGAACAAGCCUCUGGUCAUCCCGAGAUCAUCGGAGACCACGGUCCCUCUGGACUACCACUCUCCUCCCGAGGAGGUGGCCGAGUGGCUUCAGGGGAAAGGUUUCAACGAACGCACGGUUUCUUGUCUGGGAGUCCUGACUGGCGCCCAGCUCUUCUCCCUCAACAAGGAUGAGCUACGCGAGGUGAUUCCAGAUGAGGGAGCCCGAGUCUACAGCCAGCUGACCGUGCAGCGAGCGCUGCUGGAGGAUGCUCGCAGAGCCACUGAGUUGGAGGCAGUGAUGGAGAAACAGAAAAUGAAGGUUGAUCUCAAACUGGAGAGCAGCACGUUAUGAGAUGAAGAACAACGACCGAGUGUGGAGCCCAGGAUUUACUUCAUAUAUUUAUCACCAGUUGUGCCGUCAAAAAGGUGUCCCCAACUCUCUGUGCCUAGUUAGUAUUGAGGAGUCCAAAAGUUACAUGACCUGUAAAAAGAACCGUUUUAGUUUAAAGCGUUUUCCUGAAGUAACACGUGGACAGUGAAAUAUGUAUUCAACAGGGGCUUUUUAUUUUUGUUGCUCAUCAAAGUCAAUAUUUAUGCUUGUUUAAAUCACACCACUACUGACAAGCUUUUAUUGAACCCAUGUGUAUUUAAAGUUGAUUUUUGUGUGCAUUACUAAAACCAAAUAUACAGAUUGUGCAACUAAUUUGCGAUGUGCAUUUUUCAACAAGCAAAUUAAAUGCUCACAAUUUUUGCUUUGAACAAGUUGUAUCCUGUAUAGAUUUUCUUACAUAAUAAAAAUGAGGAACUCAUUGUGGCCACAAUGAACAAAAUAAAAUGAAUGAAUAUAUAUGUAUAUAAUAAUCACACAUUUGGAGCUGUUCAAUUCUACA